Molecule: messenger RNA, 1046 nt
Organism: Rhagoletis zephyria (snowberry fruit fly)
Lineage: Eukaryota; Metazoa; Arthropoda; Insecta; Diptera; Tephritidae
Source: RefSeq, a predicted model, not a curated record
AUGACGAAAAAAAAUAAAUUCCUUGCUUGCAAAGUGGUAUACACAUAGUUUUCUAAUAAUUUAAUAUACUUUCACAAAAAGUAAGUAAAAUAAUACGUUUAUUUAUUUUGUAUUAUUAGACAUAACCAUUUUCGCAUAUUAUAGAAUGGCUUCGUCAGUACCCAAUAUUCAAAAGAGAAGCCGGACCACAGCAGAACAACUAAGUCGCAUGGUGGACUUUUUGACGGAAACGCCGGGAUUGGCAGGAUCAAGGUUCCAGAAGCUUCAUGGCAAGUCGGACUGCGACAAGAAGUGGACUGACUUAGCGUCAAUGCUGAAUAGCCUUGGUGGUUCGGUGAAGAACAUCGACCAAUGGCGCACAGUAUGGAGGGACUUGAAGAGCCGUGCUAGUAUUAAGGUGCGUGAUAGAAAACGAAAGCAGGCAAUGACGGGAAACAAUCCCAUUAAUGAAGAGCCACCCACUGAGCUUGAGAGGCGUGUGAUUGCUCUUGUCGGUAGCGACUAUGUGCAGGGCCAUGAAACUGUUGCUGAAAGUGUGCCAGUGGAAGAGGAACUCCAACUUCGUAUGGAAGAGGGUGAUGAAAGUGUCAUCAUCGAGAUGCCAUCUAUUUCCCACGAAGUGAGCAUUGAGAUGUGCACAUCGACUCCUGUAACUCCUGCAGGAAAAACGCCUCGUAGAGGUGCAAAAAGAAGGCGUGUGGACGGUGGUACCGAGGCCCAAAAAACAUUUUUGGAAAUUGCUCAGACCCAAGCAAAUGCCUUAAAAAUGCUAGCAGAGUCGAGUGCAGCGAAUGUACAAAUAGCAAGUAGACAAGCAGAUGCUUUGAAGUUGUUAGCUGAAACAAGUACGGCGAGUGUGCAGGUAGCGAAAUCGUUGGCCGAAGCUAUGAGCACAAUGGGGGAAGGUUUAAAGGCAAGUGCGGAUGCCUUUAAUAAUUUACCAAACGCUAUCUACCGCAUGUAAAUAUUGUGUAAAUAUGUAGUUUUUUAAGUAAUUUUUUGUUUUAAUAUUUAUGUUAGUUUUAAUCGUUUUAAAUGUAAGUUGA